Molecule: messenger RNA, 9848 nt
Organism: Haliaeetus leucocephalus (bald eagle)
Lineage: Eukaryota; Metazoa; Chordata; Aves; Accipitriformes; Accipitridae
Gene: LRBA
Product: LPS-responsive vesicle trafficking, beach and anchor containing
Exons: 58
Coding region: 36-8423 (2795 amino acids)
Biological process (GO): intracellular protein localization
Cellular component (GO): membrane; cytosol
Molecular function (GO): protein kinase binding
Source: RefSeq, a predicted model, not a curated record
UGGCGUUUCGAGUCGUAACCUGAAGUGAACUAGCCAUGGCGAGUGAAGAGAAGCAAGUUGUUCAGCCAACAGGUGAUGAUGGAGGAGGAGUGGGAAAAGAAGGAAAUGCUGCCGAAGGGGGAAGUGUGCUGCAGCCUUUGAAUCCAGGAGUCCCCAUCCGAGGCAUCAAGAUGAAAUUUGCUGUGCUGACAGGACUGGUGGAAGUUGGUGAAGUGUCCAACGGAGACAUAGUUGAAACUGUGUUUAAUCUGCUUGUUGGAGGCCAGUUUGACUUGGAAAUGAACUUUAUCAUCCAAGAAGGAGAGGGCAUCACCUGCAUGGUAGACUUGCUGGACAAGUGUGACAUCACCUGCCAGGCUGAGGUGUGGAGCAUGUUUACAGCAAUCUUGAAGAAAAGUAUACGCAAUCUACAAGCAUGCACAGAAGUGGGACUUGUUGAACAAGUGCUCAAGAGGAUUGAUAGAGCUGACAACAUGAUUGCAGAUCUCUUAGUGGAUAUGCUGGGUGUACUGGCUAGCUAUAACUUGACAGUUCGAGAGCUAAAGUUAUUCUUCAGCAAGCUUCAAGGAGAAAAAGGGAGAUGGCCACCACAUGCUGGGAAGUUAUUGUCUGUGUUAAAACACAUGCCUCAGAGGUAUGGACCUGAUGCCUUCUUCAACUUUCCAGGAAAAAGUGCUGCAGCUAUUGCCUUACCUCCUAUAGCCAAGUGGCCGUACCAAAAUGGGUUUACUUUCCACACUUGGCUAAGAAUGGAUCCUGUAAAUAAUAUCAAUGUGGAUAAGGAUAAGCCUUACUUAUAUUGUUUUCGAACAAACAAAGGACUUGGUUAUUCUGCUCACUUUGUUGGCGGCUGCUUGAUUGUAACAUCCAUAAAAUCAAAGGGAAAAGGUUUCCAGCAUUGUGUAAAAUUUGAUUUCAAGCCACAAAAGUGGUAUAUGGUUACUAUAGUGCACAUCUAUAACCGCUGGAAGAAUAGUGAACUUCGAUGUUAUGUGAAUGGCGAACUGGCAUCUUAUGGAGAAAUAACGUGGUUUGUCAACACCAGUGAUACAUUUGACAAAUGUUUCCUGGGUUCUUCAGAAACAGCAGAUGCCAAUCGAGUGUUUUGUGGGCAAAUGACAUCCGUUUACCUUUUUAGUGAGGCUCUCAAUGCUGCUCAGAUCUUUGCCAUUUAUCAGCUUGGUCUGGGAUAUAAGGGAACAUUCAAAUUCAAGGCAGAAAGCGAUCUCUUCCUUGCUGAACAUCACAAAUUGUUGCUAUAUGAUGGCAAACUAUCCAGUGCUAUUGCUUUUAUGUACAAUCCAAGGGCUACAGAUGCACAGCUGUGUCUAGAGUCAUCCCCUAAGGAUAACCCUUCUAUUUUUGUUCAUUCACCACAUGCCCUCAUGCUGCAGGAUGUGAAAGCAGUCUUAACGCAUUCUAUCCAAAGUGCCCUGCACUCCAUUGGAGGGGUGCAGGUACUUUUCCCUCUCUUUGCACAGUUAGACUAUAGGCAAUAUUCGUCGGACCACGUUGACACAACUGUUUGUUCUACUUUAUUGGCUUUCAUCAUGGAGUUGUUGAAGAACUCCAUUGCUAUGCAAGAACAGAUGCUCUCCUGUAAGGGCUUCCUUGUGAUAGGAUAUAGCCUAGAAAAGUCUUCCAAAGCCCAUGUUACCCGAGCUGUACUAGAACUUUGCCUUGCCUUUUCGAAAUAUCUGAGCAACUUACACAAUGGGGUGCCCUUGCUGAAGCAGCUGUGUGAUCAUGUUCUCCUUAAUCCUGCAAUAUGGAUUCAUAUCCCAGCACAGGUUCAGCUGAUCCUGUACACUUACCUGUCUACUGAGUUCAUUGGCACUGUUAACAUAUAUGGUGCAAUCCGACGGGUUGGGACAGUUCUUUUGGUCAUGCAUACUCUAAAGUAUUAUUACUGGGUAGUGAAUCCUCAGGAUCGCAGUGGUAUAACUCCCAAGGGCAUAGAUGGGCCACGGCCUACUCAAAAAGAGGUUUUAUCUCUGCGAGCAUUCUUGUUGAUGUUCAUUAAACAGCUAGUGAUGAAGGACUAUGGAAUAAAAGAAGAUGAAUUGCAGGCUAUCCUCAAUUAUCUGCUCACUAUACAUGAGGAUGACAAUCUAAUGGAUGUCUUGCAGUUGCUUGUUGCUCUGAUGUCAGAGCAUCCCAGUUCUAUGAUCCCUGCUUUUGAUCAGAGGAAUGGAUUACAGGUUGUCUACAAGCUUUUAGCAUCACAAAGUGAAGGCAUCAGGGUGCAAGCUCUAAAAGUGAUGGGGUAUUUCUUAAAGCAUCUCGCUCCAAAGAGAAAAGCUGAAGUCAUGCUUGGACAUGGAUUGUUCUCUUUGUUGGCUGAAAGGCUGAUGCUUCAGACAAGCUUAAUCACCAUGACCACAUAUAAUGUCCUAUUUGAGAUUCUGACUGAACAGAUUUGCACUCAAGUGAUACAUAAACAACGUCCUGACCCAGAUUCAACAGUGAAGAUACAAAAUCCUCAGAUUUUGAAGGUUAUUGCAAUCCUGCUGCGUAAUUCUCCACAGUGUCCAGAAACUCUGGAGGUUCGGCGAGCCUUUCUCUCAGAUAUGAUUAAACUUUUUAAUAACAGCAGAGAAAAUAGGAGGAGUUUGUUGCAGUGCUCCGUCUGGCAGGAGUGGAUGCUUUCCCUUUGCUGUUUUAAUCCGAAGACUUCUGAGGAACAGAAGAUAACUGAGAUGGUGUAUACCAUAUUCCGAAUUUUGCUCUACCAUGCAAUCAAAUAUGAGUGGGGUGGCUGGCGUGUUUGGGUGGAUACACUGUCGAUCACACAUUCAAAGGUAACUUUUGAAAUGCACAAAGAGAGUCUUUCUCAAAUGUACAGGGAGUACCAAGGGAAAGGAGGUGAAGGGAGUGGAAUACGGGCUUCAGCUCCAAUUAGAACAAUCUCUGGAGUUAGCAAAGAAGCUGAAAUCAAGAGAAAGCAACAAUGUUUGGAGUUAAAAGAAGAUGCUACUGCUCCUUCCUGCGUUAUUGAUGAUAUUGAGUGCAGUACUGAAAAAAAAGAGACAAAUACCUCAUCGGAUGGUGACCAACAAACUCAUUCAGUGUCUAAUCAUAGGGAGGAGUUAGAGGGGGAAGACGGGGAGACUACACAGGAUUUAAAAGCAGUGCCUUGUGCAGAAUUUUCUCCAGAACCGGAAACAAUAAAGACCAGUGUUUCAGAAAUUAGUACUGGAAUAGCUGAAGCAAUUGAAGAUUCUUUGAGCAAAGCUGAUGAGCUUGAGGAAGAAACAGUAGCUGUCACUGCUGCUUCUUUAGCAAUGCAAACUACUUUGGAACGAGAAACUCCUGAAAGUCCAGAAAGACUGGAAAAAUCAACAGUAGAUAUGGAAGAUGAGGAUGACUUUGUUGAUUUAAAAGAGGAAAGUAGUAUGCCUUUACCUUCAGAAGAGUAUGCAGAAUUGAACAAGGAACGUAGCUCUAAUGAAAACAAAGUGACAAAGCAGGAAAAAGCAAUAGAGAAGCAACGUGAAUCUGUGCUUUUAAAAUCUGAAGAUACUGAAGGUGUGGAUGAGAAAAAACAAGAACUGACUUCUUUAGCAGAGACAAGAUACCUGCUAAUGGAUGCUCUUCAUUCUGCACCAUUCUUCCUUAAAGGAGGAAAACCACUGUCUACAGCAACAUAUACUCCCCCUGUGCCCUCAAGGCAGCAAGAUUCUUCAGGACAAGAGCUAGCUGCUUCAUCAGAUGGGCAGAGAAGAGACUCUAGGUCAACUGUGUUCCGUAUUCCUGAGUUUAAGUGGUCACUGAUGCAUCAACGCUUGCUCACAGACUUACUCUUUUCCAUAGAAACAGAUAUACAGAUGUGGAGAAGCCAUUCUACAAAAACUGUGAUGGACUUUGUGAAUAGCAGUGACAAUGUCAUAUUUGUGCACAACACAAUUCAUCUCAUCUCUCAAGUGAUGGACAACAUGAUCAUGGCUUGUGGUGGUAUAUUGCCAUUGCUUUCUGCUGCUACGUCUGCUACUCAUGAAUUGGAGAAUAUUGAGCCAACUCAAGGACUUUCAGUAGAAGCAUCUUUAACGUUCCUCCAGAGAUUAAUCAGCCUUGUGGAUGUGCUAAUUUUUGCAAGCUCUCUUGGUUUCACUGAAAUUGAGUCUGAGAAAAAUAUGUCAUCUGGAGGAAUUCUGCGACAAUGUCUUCGUCUGGUAUGUGCGGUAGCAGUAAGAAAUUGCUUGGAGUGUCAGCAGCAUGCACGGAUGAAGCCUAUUGGAGACAUUGUGAAGAACCAAAAAACAGUGCAGGGCUUUACAGGAACAGGAAAGUCUGCAGCAAAGAGUCCAGUGGACAUUGUGACUGGUGGCAUUUCUCCAAUACGAGACCAUGACAGACUUCUGCAGGAUAUGGAUAUUAAUCGACUUCGAGCAGUAGUGUUCAGAGAUAUAGAGGACAGUAAACAGGCUCAGUUUUUGGCUUUGGCUGUUGUGUAUUUUAUAUCUGUGCUCAUGGUUUCAAAAUACAGAGAUAUACUGGAACCCCAGAAUGAAAGACGACCACCAAACCACAGUCAGUCAUUCAAGGAAUCAGAGAAUGAAAAUAAUGAAACUCCUGCUACAGAUCUGGAAAACCCAUCUGCUGCUGUUGGUCCUUCAGCCUCCACUGAAGAUUCAGAAAGUACAGUAUCUGUACAAAGAAGGGAUUCUGGUCUCGGGGAGGAACCAGCUUCAGGGCAAACAAACAGUUCUGGUAGUGUUACUGAAGCAGGACCUCUGAAUGUCAGUGCAGGUCCAGAUGCAAUCAGUGAAGUACUAUGCACGCUCUCAUUAGAAGUAAAUAAGUCUCAGGAGGGCAGAAGUGAGACAGGAACAGAGGAUAGUAAGCCUGCAGCUUCUGUGCCACCUGCAAAAAAUGUCAACGUAAAGGACAUCCUGAGAAGCUUGGUAAGCACACCAGCUGAUGGGACUGCAGUGGAUACUGCUCUUCUGCCACCAACCUUCCUUGGAGUUCUUGGCGAUGGAGCUGCUGAGCAGCCUGUACAGUUCCAUUCCUUUGACAGGAGUGUUGUUGUACCACCAAAGAAAUCAACCAUUUCCACUUCUACAGCUGCUAUGGGUAUUCCUGCAAAUGCUGUCAGUGUGGUUUCUUCUUUAGAUUCAGCGCAAGCCCCAGAUUUGUCAGGAGAAUCUCCUGGAAGGGGAUCAUCUAAUUCAAGAUUGCCAUCUGUCCCUACAGUUUCUUCAGUGCCUGAGGAUUCUGCUUCAAAUAUGAGUAUUACAGACAGGCUUGAACAUGCUUUGGAAAAAGCUGCCCCACUUCUGAGAGAGAUUUUUGUGGAUUUUGCUCCCUUUCUUUCUCGGACUCUUUUGGGCAGCCAUGGGCAGGAAUUGCUGAUAGAAGGUCUUGUGUGCAUGAAAUCUAGCAGUUCAGUUGUGGAGCUGGUGAUGCUUCUUUGCUCUCAGGAGUGGCAGAACUCUAUACAAAAGAAUGCUGGCCUUGCCUUUAUUGAGCUUGUCAAUGAAGGAAGGUUGCUGAGUCAAACCAUGAAGGACCAUUUGGUAAGAGUGGCAAAUGAAGCAGAAUUUAUCUUGAGUAGACAGAGAGCAGAGGAUAUUAACCGCCAUGCUGAAUUUGAGUCACUGUGUGCCCAGUAUUCUGCAGACAAACGGGAAGAAGAAAAAAUGUGUCAUCAUUUGAUAAUGGCAGCUAAGUACCGAGACCAGGUGACUGCAACUCAACUAAUACAGAAAAUUAUCAACAUUCUGACAGACAAGCAUGGAGCCUGGGGAAGCUCUGCACCAAGUCGUCCUCGUGAGUUCUGGCGCCUUGACUACUGGGAAGAUGACUUGCGGCGCCGGCGACGAUUUGUGCGUAACCCCCUUGGAUCGACACAUCCUGAAGCGACACUAAAAGCAGCCGGAGAACAUGCUCCUGAUGAGGAUAUACUUGUUAAAGGAAAGCAGUCCAUCAAGAGUCAAGUUUUAGGAAAUCAGAACUCAGAAAGUGAGAUUCUCUUGGAAGGCGACGACGAUAUCAUGUCAUUCAUGGAGGAAAGAGAAGUGGAGAACUUAACGGGUCCAGUUGCCCUAAGCACACCAGCUCAGCUUGUGGCACCCUCAGUAGUAGUGAAAGGCACUCUUUCCAUCACUCUUUCUGAGCUCUACUUUGAGGUGGAUGAAGAAGAUCCCAGUUUUAAGAAAAUCGACCCGAAGAUUCUGGCAUAUACAGAAGGACUCCAUGGAAAAUGGCUCUUUUCAGAGAUUCGAGCUAUCUUUUCCCGACGUUACCUUUUGCAAAAUACAGCACUGGAGAUAUUCAUGGCAAAUAGAGUGGGUGUCAUGUUCAACUUUCCCGACCAAGCAACAGUAAAGAAAGUGGUUAACUGUCUACCUCGUGUUGGUGUUGGUACUAUCUUUGGACUACCCCAGACCAGACGUAUUUCUUUGGCUAGUCCACGACAGAUUUUCAAAGCUUCCAAUAUGACCCAGCGAUGGCAACACCGAGAAAUUUCCAACUUUGAAUAUCUGAUGUUUCUAAACACUAUAGCAGGUCGAACUUACAAUGAUUUAAAUCAGUACCCUGUCUUCCCGUGGGUUAUCACCAACUAUGAAUCAGAGGAGUUGGACCUUACACUUCCUAGCAACUUUAGGGAUUUGUCAAAGCCUAUUGGAGCUUUGAACCCAAAGAGAGCAGCGUUCUUUGCUGAGAGAUAUGAAUCAUGGGAAGAUGAUCAGGUUCCAAAAUUUCACUAUGGCACACAUUAUUCAACUGCAAGUUUCGCACUCACAUGGUUAUUAAGAAUUGAGCCCUUUACAACACUUUUCCUAAAUCUACAAGGUGGGAAGUUUGAUCAUGCAGAUAGAACUUUUUCAUCUAUUUCAAGAGCAUGGCGCAAUAGUCAGCGUGACACCUCUGAUAUCAAGGAAUUGAUUCCUGAAUUCUAUUACCUCCCAGAGAUAUUUGUCAACAGCAACAAUUACAAUCUGGGAGUGAUGGAUGAUGGAACAGUUGUGUCUGAUGUUGAACUUCCACCAUGGGCCAAAACCCCAGAAGAAUUUGUUCGCAUAAACCGACUGGCAUUAGAAAGUGAGUUUGUUUCCUGCCAGCUUCACCAGUGGAUUGAUCUGAUUUUUGGCUACAAGCAGCAAGGGCCGGAGGCUGUUAGGUCCCUGAAUGUAUUCUACUAUUUGACUUAUGAAGGAGCUGUUAAUUUAAGUUCAAUAACGGAUCCCGUAUUGAGAGAGGCUGUUGAAGCUCAAAUACGAAGUUUUGGACAGACCCCUUCCCAACUGCUCAUAGAACCACAUCCUCCAAGAAGUUCUGCCAUGCAGGUGUAUCUCCUCCUGCAGAGUCCGUUGAUGUUCACAGACCAAGCUCAACAGGACGUUAUCAUGGUUCUAAAGUUCCCAUCUAACUCCCCUGUCACUCAUGUAGCAGCCAACACCCAGCCUGGUCUGGCCACUCCUGCUGUGAUCACAGUUACUGCAAAUAGGCUAUUUGCUGUAAACAAGUGGCACAAUCUUCCUGGUGCUGUACAAGACCAGCCUUACCAGCUGCCAGUGGAAAUCGAUCCUCUCAUAGCCAGCAAUACAGGUAUGCACAGAAGGCAAAUCACUGACCUUUUAGACCAAAGCAUUCAGGUACAUUCCCAGUGUUUUGUCAUCACCUCUGAUAAUCGUUACAUCUUGGUCUGUGGCUUCUGGGACAAGAGUUUCCGAGUUUAUUCUACCGACUCAGGUAAACUGAUACAAGUAAUAUUUGGACACUGGGAUGUAGUAACCUGCCUUGCUCGUUCUGAGUCCUAUAUUGGAGGAAAUUGUUACAUUCUCUCAGGAUCGCGUGAUGCAACAUUGCUGCUCUGGUACUGGAAUGGCAAAACCAAUAUCAUUGGUGAUAACCCAAGAGCCAGUGAUUUUGCAACUCCUCGAGCUAUUUUGACAGGACAUGACUAUGAGAUCACCUGUGCUACCAUUUGUGCUGAACUUGGCCUGGUAAUAAGUGGUUCAAAAGAAGGACCGUGUCUCAUACAUUCUAUGAAUGGAGAUCUACUGAGGACAUUGGAAGGUCCUGAAACAGGUCCUGAAAACUGCCUGAGACCAAAACUUAUUCAAGCUUCAAGGGAAGGCCAUUGUGUCAUAUAUUAUGAAAAUGGCCUCUUCUGUGUAUUCAGUGUGAAUGGGAGACUUCAAGCCACUAUGGAAACAGAUGACAAGAUAAAGGCAAUUCAGCUGAGUCGAGAUGGACAGUAUCUGCUUACAGGUGGAGACAAUGGAGUUGUCAUGGUAUGGCAGGUGUGGGACCUCAAGCAGCUUUUUGCUUACCCAGGGUGUGAUGCUGGAAUCCGAUCCAUGGCCCUGUCUUAUGACCAAAGGUGUAUAAUGACUGGCAUGGCAUCUGGGAGCAUAGUGGUUUUCUACAAUGAUUUCAAUCGUUGGCACCACGAGUAUCAGACCAGAUACUGAUCUUCAUAGAGACCAAGAUUAGCACUGAUGUGCGCAGCUGUUGUCAGAAGGAAACUGAACACAGCACGCCUCCCUUGGUGUCUUGCCACAACGUUGUUCCUUAUAAAUAGCUAUAUUACAUCUGAAUGUAACUUAAAUUUGCUGGAAGAAGCAACCUAUUUUUUAAAGUUAAUUGCUAUUUUUGUAGACCUUGCUUGACUUUUUUGGGGGAAGGGCAAAGAAGCAGAAAAAUGGCUGCUGGGUUCUGUAGUUAAAAAUCUAUAUUUUUAGUCAUAAUGAGAAGUCUAUUUUGAUCCCUGUAUGUAAAAGAAACCUAAAGUAAAGAUGGUUAAAACUCACAUUCUAGCUAUAUUAUGAAGAAACGGAUUUUCCAUCUGAAGCUUUAUCUAUAACCUUGAGGAAUAUAUGAUUUUAACAUAAUGGAAAUGAAUUACGAUGUUUGGGGAAUUUUAAUCUGUGCUAUCUGUACCACACUUUGUCUCGUACUUUUCCAAAUGAUUGUACUGCAUCAGCACUGAAGUUUCUGGGAAUCAGUGGUAAUAUUUAAAUUAUGGUUAAUGUAAUUUUAAACUUUGCAAAUCGUUUCCAUCAAUGUUACUAUUCAAGCAUGUUUCUAGGCUUAGACAAUUAGUUCUUUUUUAGUUGUAUGUUUUGUGCAGUUAAGAGAGAGAAAUUGGGAAUGGAUUUUAUGUUACAUCAAGUGUGAAUCCUAGUUUCUACCUGGCAUCUCCUCCAAAGCACACCAAAAUGUGGAUUGUUCCUCAAAAUCAGAAAGGCUAUUUUGAAGACUUUAAACUCAAAUUAGAAACCCACAGUGGUAGGUAUUUUUUAAUAGGUGCAAGUACCAAAGCACACUUCUGCUGGUUGACUGUGAAAGCACUAAAAAGGCAGGUGUUUCCUGGUGCACAGCCUCUAUACAGCAGCAGAAGCCCUAGACUUGCAGGUGACUUUUUUUUUCCUAGAACUAGCCCCUGCAGUACUGUAGCAUAUGCCAUAUUCCUUUUCUGCGUAUAGCAACAAUAUCUUUUAUAUUUUGCUAUCACCAAAUCCAGUCAGAUCCUGCCCAGUCAUAUUAAAUUACCUCUUUUAGGAAUGAAAAAUAAUUUAUACUAAGGAACAAUAAGUUAUUUUGGUGUUGCACAAAUUACUUUUCUACAAGAUUGCUGUGCAGAACUCUGUUAAAAUAUUUGUGAAAAGAACUGUUACUGUUUUGUAAGUCUGUAUUGCAUAAAAAUCUUCUUUGUAUGUUGUGAUCUCUAUGAGUUGAAAUUUACAUUCCAUACCUGUAUUGAUACAUACCUUUCGCUAGCUGCCUACUAGAGCAGUUCCUGUUUUUUCUAAGCAUUUAACUACUAUCUCUUUCAGUAAAGAUUUGGAAUGAGAAAAUUCAGUUUGAGUGAAGAAAUUAAAUAAAAUUACAUUUGU